AUGAGAACAACACUAUGCCUGCAAUAUUUCAAUUAUUUUAUCUUUACAAUAAAAUUCUCAAAAAACUGAGUAAUUUGAAUAAUAAUAUUCAUUGAUCCGAGAUAAUUACAAUCACUUGUGAACAUGGAUUCUAGAAGAGAAGAUACGAAACAUCACAAGUGUGAGUUGCAAGAUGGACGUGAUGACAUAGUAACAUCUUUCAUUGAUGCUGGAAUUUUCAUUAACAUAAGAAGAAGACUUAAAAGAUUUAUGAUGAUAAGUCCGAGCCAUCCCCUAACUAGAUUUUACAUAAAAUCGCUCUGUAUGUUCAGAAGUGAAGAACAACGCCAUCUGAUCAAAUAUUACUAUAUGAUUCAUCCGAUGAGCAUGUUCGUGUUCGUCUAUAGGAUUUACAUGUCUUUUAUUUUGGCUCUCAACUAUUUUGUGUGGCCGAUAGUAGUACCUUAUACCCCGCGACAUGCUAGAAAUUACUUAUUUAUGAGUAUUUACCCUUCUUACCUUGUACUGAUAAUAGUCAGUUUUAUCACUGGUUUUCCUGAGAGAAAUGUACAUACCAUCAUGAUGAAUCCGAAAAGUGUAAGCAGAGCUUACUUGAAGUCACACUUCAGCACAGAUGUGCUCAGUCUCGUGCCCCCUAUAAUAAGGUUUUUGACGAACAAGGGCGUAUUGAAUAAGAAAGACGUGCGCUUGCGUACUUUGAGAUGGGUGCUGCCGAUGCUUAUGUAUUGCAGAUACAACUACUUUCUCGAAACACUAAAGGAAGUUCGAUUGUAUACUGGUUUCAGUAAUUAUUUGUUCCUCGUUAUAAAGAGCAUUUUGAACUUGAUAUCUUUUAUCGUGGUUUUAACUACUAUAGUUUACAGAAUUCUGAGAGAGUUUUCUGUUUACAAAAACAAAACUGCUGGGGAAUUCGCUGCCUCGGUUGUACAAGUUGUGAUGAUGGUUAGUCAUGGAUUUCACAGUUCCGAAUUAUUGUCUGAUAAGUUAAUAUCAAUUCUUCUAGUUUUGUGCGGAUUUGUUAUACAUCUACUGGUAUUGGUUUAUACUAUGGAAAUCUGGUAUAAGUUUUACAGCUGUGAGAAUAUGCAAAACACUGUAUAUGAUGCUGUUGAUGCUUUCAUCAAGUACAAAGCUUUACCUGUUGGGAAAAGAAAACAGAUAUUUCUCUAUCUGAAUUUUAAAUAUCAACGGAAAUUUUAUAAGGAGUCUACUAUAGUAAGAAUAACCUCAGAUGCUCUACGUCGGGAGGUUUUAGUCAGAAUUUCUAGAGAAAGUACACAGAGAGUAAUCUUGUUCAACCGUCUACCUGAAAGUAUUUUGGAAAAGUUGAGAGCCGGUCUGUCAUGUGAAAUAUACAUGCCUGGAGAUGUCAUUAUUAAAGCCGGGAUGUUAGGUCGAAGCAUGUUCUUCAUUCUAGCCGGUACUGUAGUAGUGAAAACUCCACAAGGAAAGGAAGUCUGUUACUUACGAGACGGUGCCCAUUUUGGAGAGAUAUCUUUGGUGGUGAACGUGGCCAGAGUGGCUACGGUUGUAGUCGUGACACCCUGUCAGGUGUUUCGGUUAAAUAGGCGUCAGUUUUUGAGCGUGGUCAGACAUUAUCCUGAUUUACUCAGGCAAAUUCAUACUCAAGCUUUGGAGCGUUACGCUGAUACGACAACGUUGCAUACGGACGAGCCGGAGUUAACUGACCGUUCUGAAUUAAUUCAGGUGAUCGAUCCUGAUGUAGAAAAUCGAGCCCCAGAGUGAUCAUAAUGAAUAUUUUUUUAUGUAAAUUUUUGUUAUUAUUUAGUAUUAUUUAGUUUUUCUAUGCAUGUAAGUCCUUUAAGAAUUAGAAAAUAAUUUAAAGUAAUAUUGA
This is a messenger RNA of Sitophilus oryzae (rice weevil), 1855 nucleotides long. Its product is annotated as potassium/sodium hyperpolarization-activated cyclic nucleotide-gated channel 1-like. The transcript has 10 exons. NCBI's taxonomy places the organism in Eukaryota, Metazoa, Arthropoda, Insecta, Coleoptera, Curculionidae. The record is from RefSeq and is a predicted model, not a curated record. Bases 124 to 1746 code for a protein of 540 amino acids.